This is a messenger RNA of Habropoda laboriosa, 862 nucleotides long. RefSeq names its product transmembrane protein 41 homolog (gene stas). The transcript has 4 exons. Gene Ontology annotation, cellular component: endoplasmic reticulum membrane. The record is from RefSeq and is a predicted model, not a curated record. NCBI's taxonomy places the organism in Eukaryota, Metazoa, Arthropoda, Insecta, Hymenoptera, Apidae. Bases 44 to 862 code for a protein of 272 amino acids.
UUUCUGUAUAAUUGACUCGUGAAAAAACAGUGACGAUCUAGUUAUGAAAACAGAAACUAAAGUAAAGCAAAUUACCGAUUCCUCUAAAGAGGCUUCGACAAAGCAAGCUGUUUUAACAGUUACAGUGAUUUUUAUUACCUCUUUAUCAGCUUUGCUUUACGUGUACACUAGUUUUCCAAAACUAACAGAAGAUGAACAGCAACAUAUGAAGUUACCAUUUCACAUUGAAGAUGCUAAAAAUUUGGGUAAACUCUUAGGACGAUAUAAAGAUCUUUAUUACUUUCAAGUGCUAGCUGGAUUAUUUAUUACAUACAUUUUCUUACAAACUUUUGCUAUUCCAGGUUCUAUUUUCCUUUCAAUCCUUUCUGGUUUUCUUUUUCCAUUUCCUUUAGCUUUGGUAUUAGUAUGCAGUUGCAGUGCAGUGGGAGCAUCACUUUGUUAUCUUCUCUCAUCCAUGUUGGGACGUAGAAUACUUUUUAAAUAUUUCCCAGAAAAAGCAAGGGUGUGGACAUUAACAGUGAAGAAGCACAAACAUCACCUUUUCAACUACAUGCUGUUUCUUCGAAUGACUCCAUUGUUACCAAAUUGGUUUAUCAAUUUAGCUAGUCCUAUAAUUGGAGUGCCUCUUGCACCGUUUGCUGCAGGCACAUUUUUUGGAGUGGCUCCACCAUCGUUUGUUGCAAUACAAGCAGGUCAAACAUUGCAAAACUUAACUUCAUCUUCUGAUGCAUGGUCAUGGACGAGUAUUAUAAUAUUGUGUGUAUUUGCUAUACUAUCAUUAGUACCUGUUUUAUUUAAGCAAAACUUGCAACAGAAGUUUGGUUUCAAUUUUAUUAAUAAUAUUGAAAUAAGUUCAAUAUGA